Ipomoea nil (Japanese morning glory) is the source of this 543-nucleotide messenger RNA. RefSeq lists its product as uncharacterized. The coding region runs from base 1 to 543 and encodes 180 amino acids. The record is from RefSeq and is a predicted model, not a curated record. Lineage: Eukaryota; Viridiplantae; Streptophyta; Magnoliopsida; Solanales; Convolvulaceae. The transcript is spliced from 2 exons.
AUGGCGGGUUUAGAUUGGGCAGACGACGAAUGGGAGGUCGUCAACGACGAUGGCUUCGUCUACAAACGCAAGAAGCGCCCCCGCCUCGACACCCCUACCACAUCCUCCUCCUCGCUUCCACCGCUUCCUGAUCCCACGGCGGAGGAGAACAACCGCCGGGAACGGAAGAGGGCCGCACUCGUCAAACUCAAGCAGAAGUAUCAAAGAGAGAUUCGCCAGUGGGAACAUUUGUCGAACACCUUGAAGGCGAUGCAAGAGAAAGCCUCCAUCCAGCAACAGACGCAUCCAGAGCUUCCUACACCGUCUUCGGACCAUGCCGCCAGUACCUCCGGGCCGCCGGGUAACUCAUCCCGGCAGCUUAUAGACGAGCUCCUUUCUCAGGCUCAAAUUCAAGAAGCCAUAAUUUGCGACAUAUCAAAUUUAUGCGAUGUUGCUGAAGCCUUGUGCAGUGCUCAAGAAGACAGGCUUAAGCAAUCAUUCAUAGACCUUCCGAUUUGGGCAAAAUCACCGCGCGAGCUUAUCACAUCACUAUGCGAAGAGUGA